AUGUUCAUAUCUUCAAAAUGUGCUCUGCAGGGAUUAAAGCAACGGCGCUUUGUUUUCAUUGUGAUCUGUGCGAUAAUAGUAUUUGGCGGGCAGGGAUAUUGGUGUAGCAACCCAGAGCGAAGAAGGCCGGCAGGGGGAGAUAUAGUAGAUAUAAUAGUCGAUAAAACAAUAGAUAAAGUGGCAGAAAGUCCGACAGAUGAUAUGAUAGAUAGAUUGGUGGAUAGAGGGGUGGAUGGAAUAGUAGAUAGAGUGGCAGAAAGUUUGACAAAUGAUGUGAUAGAUAGAUUGGUGGAUAGGGUGGUGGAUAAGGUGUUGGAUAAGAUGGAGUGGAAAGGGGAAGGAGAAGGGAAGCAAAGUACUAUCCAAUAG
Molecule: messenger RNA, 369 nt
Organism: Nematocida homosporus
Lineage: Eukaryota; Fungi; Microsporidia
Exons: 1
Coding region: 1-369 (122 amino acids)
Source: RefSeq, a predicted model, not a curated record